AUGGGCGACGACGGACGCGACGGACGCGCGGCGAGGCGUGGGGCGUCGCGCGCGCGCGGUGGAACGUCCGCGGCGCGACGGGCGGUGACACGGACGUCGUCGACGAAUGGAAAGCGAUCGCGCGCGACGAGGACGCGCGGCGACGAGGCCGCGGCGACGACGGGCGAUGGGUACUUUGGACUCGGACGAAAGGAUUUCCGCGCGGUGUGCCUGCUCUUGGUGCUGUACACGUUGCAAGGGGUGCCGAUGGGACUGAGCGCGAGCGUGGGAUUCAUCUUGCAGGAGCGCGGGGCGACGUACGCCGAGCAAGGGAUCUUUUCGCUCGCCUCUUGGCCGUUUUCGCUGAAAGUGUUGUGGGCGCCGAUCGUCGACGCGGUGUGGUCGCGGAAGAUGGGGCAGAGGCGGACGUGGGUGCUGCCGCUGCAGCUCGCGGUCGGGUGCACGCUGUUGGCGCUCGCGAACGCGCUCGGACGAUUGAUCAGCGAGGAAGGAAGUGAUGUACGAACGCUGACGUGGACGUUCUUUUGGUUGUAUCUGCUGUUGGCGAGUCAAGACAUCGCGGUCGACGGAUGGGCGCUGACGAUGCUGAGCGAAAAGAAUGUCGGUCUCGCCUCGACGUGUAACGCGGUGGGGCAGAUGAUUGGUUUCUUCGUGUGUUUCACGGGAUUCUUAACCCUGAACUCGUACGGGGUCGAUCUGGGGGCGUUCAUAUCUUUCUGGGGAUACGUUUUCAUCGCGUCCGCGGCGUUCGUCUACGUGACGAAGGAGACCAAGAAUGAGACCGCGAUGAGCGUUCGAGAAGCGUACUCGCAGGCUCUUUCCAUUCUGCGCUUGCCGGCGGUGCUCAAACUGAGCGCGGUGUUGCUCACGCGUUUCAUCGCGUUCAGCGCCUCUGAGACGCUGACGACGCUGAAGCUUCUAGAAAAGGGGGUGCCGAAGACGCACAUCGCCACGAUGUCGGCGCUCAUGACGCCGAUUAAUCUCGCGAUGCCGAUGCUCACCCGAAAAUGGACCGCGGGCGAGCGGCCGCUCGACGCCAUCACGAAGACGUGGGUCUGGCGCGGUGUCGCGUGCGCCUUCGCGGCCGGGCUCGUGUACUUUGCACCGAACGUAUCGGCGAUGCCGAAGGGAUCCAUUCCGUACGGAUACUACGUCGUGCUAUUUCUCUGGCUCUCCGCGUACAGCGCGUUCAGCAACGCGCACUUCAUAUCGUUCAUGGCGUUUUAUAAUCGCGUCUCCGACGCGGAUAUGGGAGGAACGUACAUGACCAUCUUGAACACCGUGAGUAACCUCGGGGCGAAGUGGAUGGAGAGCGCGUCGCUCUUCGCAAUCGAUCGCGUGAGCACCAAGGUGUGCUACGAGGAAGGGACGAGACGAGUGCUCGGCGCGUGCGCCAACUCCGCGGCGGAAAAGGCGUGCAAAGGAAAGUGCUCCAUGAACGACGAACCGUAUUACGUCGUGGUUUUACUCUCACCGGUGAUCGCCUACGCGUGGAUUCGUCUCACUCGUGAGACUAUCGACUGGCUCUCGAGUGCGAAAAAGUCAGACUGGCGCGUCGCCAAGACGUCCACGGGGAAAUCUACUUAG
This is a messenger RNA of Ostreococcus tauri, 1587 nucleotides long. RefSeq names its product Major facilitator superfamily domain, general substrate transporter. NCBI's taxonomy places the organism in Eukaryota, Viridiplantae, Chlorophyta, Mamiellophyceae, Mamiellales, Bathycoccaceae. Gene Ontology annotation, cellular component: membrane. The record is from RefSeq and is a predicted model, not a curated record. The coding region runs from base 1 to 1587 and encodes 528 amino acids. The transcript has a single exon. Gene Ontology annotation, molecular function: acetyl-CoA transmembrane transporter activity.